This is a messenger RNA of Cynara cardunculus var. scolymus (artichoke), 2120 nucleotides long. RefSeq names its product pentatricopeptide repeat-containing protein At3g46790, chloroplastic. Gene Ontology annotation, biological process: RNA modification. NCBI's taxonomy places the organism in Eukaryota, Viridiplantae, Streptophyta, Magnoliopsida, Asterales, Asteraceae. The coding region runs from base 69 to 2030 and encodes 653 amino acids. The record is from RefSeq and is a predicted model, not a curated record. Gene Ontology annotation, molecular function: zinc ion binding; protein binding; RNA binding. The transcript has a single exon.
AUUCAUCAACCGCCACGUUGGCCGCCGUUGCUCGGAAUCGGAAAACAUUCAACGACGAAUUCUCUCUCAUGUGGGUGUUUUGCCAGGCUCCUCCAACCAUCCAACAAUCACACUUCCCACUCCGCACGCGCCCUCCAUCUCGACUUCACUCCCACACGCGCCACCCCACCUCCAGCACUCUCCGCCCUUCCACCACCGACACCAACCACCAAAUUCAGUCUCUCUGCAAGAAAGGCCACCUCCAACAAGCCAUCAAAGCUCUCACUCAAGAACCCAAGCCAACUCAACACACCUAUGAACUCUUAAUCUUCUCUUGCACCAUUGCAAAUUCUCUCUCCGAUGCCAUUAAAGUUAACCAUCGCCUUAUCCACGAUGGGUUUGAUCAAGACCCAUUUCUGGCGACUAAACUCAUCAAUAUGUACAUGGAACUGGGUUCGAUUCAAUACGUACGCCAAGUGUUCGACGGAAUCUCUAACAGAACUAUAUAUGUUUGGAACGCCUUCUUUCAGGCUUUAACACUUAGUGGUCAUGGGAUGGAUGUGUUUGAUCUCAUCUGCUGUAUGAAUUCAGAUGGGAUUAAACCAGAUAGGUUCACUUACACUUAUCUGCUCAAAGCCUGUGUUGCAUCCGAGACUUCGGUUUCGUUGUUACCGAAAGGGAAAGAGAUUCAUGCCCACGUUUUACGACAUGGGUUCGAGCCGAAUGUUCAUGUCAUGACUACAUUGGUUGAUAUGUAUGCUAGAUUCGGGUGCGUAUUGGAAGCCAGUUAUGUUUUUAGUGAAAUGCCGACCAGAAACGUGGUUUCUUGGAGCGCGAUGAUUGCUUGUUAUGCCAAGAAUGGGAGACCCUUUGAUGCACUCCAACUGUUUGGUGAAAUGCUGCUUGAAGUUGAUGAUUUGACACCGAAUUCAGUGACGAUGGUUAGUGUUCUUCAAGGGUGUGCUGCACUUGGAGCUAUACAGCAAGGGAAGCUAUUACAUGGAUACAUACUACGAAGAGGGCUCGAUUCGGUGUUGCCAGUUAUCGCAUCCCUCGUUACUUUAUAUGCAAGAUGUGGUGAUCUCGAAAUGGGAAGGCGGGUUUUCGACCACAUGGUUAAGAGAGAUGUUGUUUCGUGGAAUGCUAUGAUCUCGGGUUACGGAAUGCAUGGGUUCGGCAAAAAGGCAAUUGAAGUUUACACCGCAAUGUUGUGUAACAAGAUCGCCCCGAGUCCUAUAUCGUUUGUGAGCGUUUUAGGAGCUUGUAGCCAUUCGGGGCUUGUAGACGAGGGGAGGAGGUUGUUUGAAUCUAUAACGAAAGAUCAUAGCAUGCGACCCACCGUUGAGCACUACGCUUGUAUGGUGGAUCUUCUUGGUCGAGCCAAUCGGUUAGAUGAAGCAGCCAAGAUUAUACAAGAUAUGAGGAUCGAACCCGGGCCUAAAGUUUGGGGUGCUCUUCUUGGAUCAUGUAGGAUUCAUGGCAACGUUGAGCUUGCCGAGAGGGCAAGCAAGAGACUUUUUGAACUCGAACCUACCAAUGCAGGAAACUAUGUACUUUUAGCCGAGAUUUACGCAGAGGCUCAGCUGUGGGACGAAGUGCAAAGAGUGAAGAAGCUGUUGGAAGCUCAAGAACUCCAAAAGAAAUCUGGGUGUAGUUGGAUUGAAGUGAAAAGAAAAAUAUACUCGUUUGCAUCAGUUGACGAGUUUAAUCCUCACAUUGAGCAACUACAUGCUUUCUUGAUCAAAUUAUCGAUGGAGAUGAAGGAUCAAGGGUAUAGGCCGGAGACUAAAGUCGUGAUGUAUGAAGUGACAGAGGAGGAAAAGGAAAGGAUUCUAUUGGGUCAUAGCGAGAAACUAGCGGUCGCAUUUGGGCUGAUUAAUAGCUCUAGAGGAGAAACUAUUAGGAUCACGAAGAACUUGCGGUUAUGUGAAGAUUGUCAUUCCGUUACAAAGUUUGUGUCUAAGUUUGCGAAUAGAGAGAUUCUGGUCCGCGAUGUGAAUCGCAUACACCAUUUCAAAGAUGGGGUUUGCUCAUGUGGGGAUUAUUGGUAAUGUUUGUAAGGAUACCAAGGCUAUGUCACAAACUACUAUUGGCUGAAAACUGAUAUAAACUCCUGAUCUUUAUAAUCAACAUGGGUUUCU